This is a messenger RNA of Ipomoea nil (Japanese morning glory), 1064 nucleotides long. RefSeq lists its product as uncharacterized. The transcript is spliced from 3 exons. Bases 86 to 835 code for a protein of 249 amino acids. NCBI's taxonomy places the organism in Eukaryota, Viridiplantae, Streptophyta, Magnoliopsida, Solanales, Convolvulaceae. The record is from RefSeq and is a predicted model, not a curated record.
CAUCCAGCACUAUAACCCCACACUCUCUGCACAUUAAAUUUCUUCUGAUCUUCUGUGAAACAAAGAAAGAAAGAAAGAAAGAAAAAUGGAUGUUGAUGAGGAGUGGGAAGUGUUGCCAGAGGAUGGGUUUCUUGAAAUCAAUGAUGAUGGAUCUGGGAAGAACAUCUUCUCCAGAAAAUACAACACAGAUGGUACUGACUUCAACAUGAACUACACCUACUUCGUCUGCCCUCCACCUCCAAAACCUUAUUAUUCUUCCCAAUUCCUCGACCCGACACCGACAAAACCAUCCCAAGUUUCAGAAACACCGCUGCAAGACAAGAUAUCGCAGGUCUGCUUCAAGAAAAUGAACGAUCAUCAUCAUCAGGCGGCAGCCGAGAAUAUGAAAAUGGACUCGCCCAGGUCAUCACUAGUAGUUGUGCCGCAGAUUAGUGAUGAUGAUGAUGUAGGGGGAGGAGGAGGAGAAGUUUUCGAGGAUACUAAGGAUGUUGUUUCAUCACCGGAGUCGGAGUCGGAGGAGGGGAUUCAAGAAAACGAAGACGGCGGCGGGGGGUUCAACUUGUGGCAAUGGAGUUUGAGUGGAAUCGGAGCGAUUUGUUCAUUUGGGGUUGCUGCUGCCACCACUAUAUGCAUCGUUUUCAUCGAAAAUCAACAGAAGCACAAAAGGCAGCACCACAAUCACAACAUCCGCUUUCAAAUCUAUACUCAUCACGAUAAGAGGAUCAAGGAAGUGGUUCAGCAUGCAAGCAAGUUAAACGAGGCCAUAUCAACGGUGAGGGGAGUUCCAUUCACCAGAGCUCACAUCACAUUUGGGGGUUACUGCGAUGCCUUUUAGGGAAAAUAUAUAUAUAUAUAUAUAUAUAUAUAUAUAGAUCUACUUGUUGUGUGUCACCUUCAUAUCAUUAUAUCCCAAUUUAUAGGAUCUAUUUAUUUUGUGUACAUAAAUAUUUUGAGAGAUUCUCAAGUGUAUUCUGAUCUACUAUGGUCGUCCUAGAUUGUGUCUCUGUGUUUUGUCUUUUAAAGAAAUAAUUAAAUAAAUAAAAAUCACUUAUUGUUAUUUAGGG